Molecule: messenger RNA, 1568 nt
Organism: Mya arenaria
Lineage: Eukaryota; Metazoa; Mollusca; Bivalvia; Myida; Myidae
Product: 39S ribosomal protein L37, mitochondrial-like
Exons: 9
Coding region: 77-1474 (465 amino acids)
Cellular component (GO): mitochondrion
Source: RefSeq, a predicted model, not a curated record
CUGCUAGAUUCAAGCGUCUUUUGACGCAGACAAAAUCAAGGACGGGGAAUGCAAACAAUUGCAAGAGUCAUUCAAAAUGGUUAGGGUAACCAUCUCAUUGUCAAAGAUCCCCACUUCGUACCGGAUUAAAGAUGCGUUUAAGAGGAAGGGUAUCUACAAAGUGAAUGAGACGACAGUUGCGGGAGGAAUUCUAAAAGAAAAAGGGAUAAAAGUUUGUGAUGCACAGACCUAUAUCAAUCCACCACUGCCAAAAUGGGAGCCUCCAAAAACAUUGCUGCCAGAUUUCCGAUUGGACAUCCCAGCAAAACCGGUCAACCCAGAGGAGAUGACAAAAGUCUGGGACAUCAGUAAAUCUCUAACAUUCACGGAAGGUCUGGAACAUGCGUGCCUACUCACCAAGACACAGGCCUUCCAUGGUUUACCACCAGUCAUACAAGAUCUUGUGGGAAAGUAUGAGUUGGUAGAUCAAUAUCCUGAGAAGGCGCCGCCAACGAACAAGGGACAGAUAAAAGGGGGUCGUGAUAAUGUGGCAUCAGUGGCGAAAGUUGGACUGGCGAAUAUGUCCGAGUCUAAAAAAAGGUCUGAGAGUGAACAAGAUCGGCUGGUGAAGAGGUGCAUUAUCCAGUCUCAAGUGUGCGACAACACCAUGGAUUUAUUGCCAAAGAGAUUUGACACAGAAAAUUUAUCGUUCAGGUGGCGUCGAGAAUAUGGAAUACCACCAGAACGAUCAGCAAUAAUGUUGUUGAAAAGUUUGCUACAGCUGGCUCAAUCUUCUGGUAAAGUUGUUCCUGAAAUUUUGACGGACAGACGAGUGAUGUUUAAUCCAUCAGUGAACACCACAUUUUCAUUUCAAGAUCAUACUCUUCACUACGGUAAUACGGCAGAAAUCUGCGUAUUUGGCAGUAAGAUGGUUCCAGCCCCAGGAAACAAAACCCUCGUGAAAGAUUCAGCCAAUCAUAAGCUGCUUGAUAUGUAUCCCAUGAGCCCCCUGAUCGACCUUCGUGAAGUUGAUAUAAAGAAAUCGAAGAAAUUUCAUGGAAUUCUGCGAAACCCCCUAGGCCACCCAUGCUCAAACCCACAGAUCGUUCUGGACACAUUUCCCCCUUUCAUGACUGCAGAAAAGGCAGCUGCCUCGGGCGUGAUUUCAUCAUUUGUUGUAGCGUUGGAAGAAGCUAGAAAUAGAUAUGGGGCUACAGAUGGAGACUUAGAACACCCAAUUACUGUGUUAAACAUAAAUAGUUCAGAAAGCAUCUUCAACUUCACUGUGUUCCAGCUUAACACUUUAGAUUUCCACUCGUCAUCGGGAGUGAAAAACUUUGUGUGGACAGAUUACGACAAUGCGAUGUUCGUUAAAACUCGGUGUAAGCCUUGGACACAUCCCAGAAGACAUUACUUGCCGAAUAAAUAUUCUAAUUAUAAGUCUGAAGUGUUCAAGAAAUUCUUGGCAAUGUAUCUGUACAGUUAUAUAAAUUGAGUUUGGGAUCAUGUAGUAGGAAAAUUGUGUGAAUGUUGAAGAGAUAAAGCUUUGAUAAAAUUUGAUUUAUGUCUUGAAUAAAAAUAGCUAUGUC